AUGUACCGGCGAAACUUAGCAGGUCUGCUGAGCCGGCGCGGGACGGGCUACGACCGGCUGACGAGGAGUAGUCGCGGCUACUCCUCGCAGGUCGCGUCCGACGACGACCCCAACUUCUUCUCCAUGGUGGAGGGCUUCUUCGACCGCGGCGCCGCCAUCGUGGAGAACAAGCUGGUGGACGAGCUGAAGACCCGAGACAGCGUCGAGAACAAGAGGAAGUUCGUCCGCGGGAUACUCAGGAUCAUCAAGCCUUGCAAUCACGUUCUCAGUCUCAACUUUCCCAUCAAGAGGGACAACGGAGAGUGGGAGGUCAUCGAGGGAUACCGGGCUCAGCACAGCCAGCACAGGAUGCCCUGCAAGGGAGGGAUCCGCUACAGUUUGGACGUGUCUUUGGACGAGGUCAAGGCGUUGGCGUCGCUGAUGACCUACAAAUGCGCCGUAGUCGACGUCCCAUUUGGAGGCGCAAAAGCCGGCCUCAAGAUCAACCCCAAGAAAUAUUCCGACAACGAGUUGGAGAAGAUCACCAGGCGGUUCACCGUGGAGCUUGCUAAGAAAGGUUUCAUCGGACCCGGCAUCGACGUUCCCGCUCCCGACAUGAGCACGGGUGAACGCGAGAUGUCGUGGAUCGCCGACACCUUCGCCACCACCAUGGGCUACAACGACAUCAACGCUCACGCCUGCGUGACGGGCAAGCCCAUCAGCCAGGGGGGCAUCCACGGACGCAUCUCGGCCACCGGGAGAGGUGUCUUCCACGGCGUGGAGAACUUUGUCAACGAGGCCGCCUACAUGGGCAAACUGGGAAUGUGUCCCGGAUUCCACGACAAGACUUUUGUCAUUCAGGGUUUCGGCAACGUGGGUCUUCACUCCAUGAGGUACCUUCACCGCUUUGGAGCCAAAUGCGUAGGAGUGGGCGAGCUUGACGGAAGCAUUUGGAACCCACAGGGCAUUGACCCCAAAGAACUGGAGGACUACAAACUGGCCAACGGGACCAUCGUGGGCUUCCCCAAUUCUUCGCCGUACGAGGGGAGCAUCCUGGAGGCCGACUGCGACAUCCUUAUCCCCGCCGCCGGUGAAAAGCAACUCACCCAAAAAAAUGCGCACAACGUCAAGGCCAAGAUCAUUGCUGAGGGCGCCAAUGGUCCCACCACGCCCGAGGCCGACCGCAUCUUCCUUGAGAGGAACAUCUUGGUCAUCCCGGACAUGUACCUGAACGCUGGCGGCGUGACCGUGUCCUACUUCGAGUGGCUGAAGAACCUCAAUCAUGUCAGUUAUGGCCGCCUGACCUUCAAGUAUGAGCGUGACUCUAACUACCACCUGCUGAUGUCAGUUCAGGAGAGUCUGGAGAGGAAGUUUGGCAAACACGGCGGCGCCAUUCCCAUUGUGCCCACCUCCGAGUUCCAGGCCCGCAUCGCCGGGGCGUCGGAAAAGGACAUCGUCCACUCGGGCUUGGCCUUCACCAUGGAGCGCUCGGCCAGGCAAAUCAUGCGCACGGCGAGCAAGUUCCAGCUGGGAUUAGACCUGCGCACCGCCGCCUACGUCAACGCCAUCGAGAAAGUUUUCCAAGUGUACGCCGAGGCCGGACUCAUCUUCAAGUAG
Messenger RNA from Nerophis lumbriciformis (worm pipefish), 1596 nucleotides. NCBI's taxonomy places the organism in Eukaryota, Metazoa, Chordata, Actinopteri, Syngnathiformes, Syngnathidae. The record is from RefSeq and is a predicted model, not a curated record.